AUGUAUAAAUUAGAACGAUGGUUACAUGCCAUGAUCAAAGAAGCUGCUUGCCUUGCCAAAUGCUUGUGUGUUUAUAGGGGCUUUGGUUUUUCAAUUGAGGUGGACAAGUCCUUGCCGGAUCAUGUUAUGGGUGAUGAAAGGAGGGUCUUUCAGGUGAUUUUGCAUAUGGUAGGGAACCUACUUGAUCGCAACAAUGGAGGAGGGUCUGCAGUGCUUCGGGUUUUCUCUGAGAAUGGAAGUCAGGAGAGGAGUGAUCAGAGAUGGACAACCAGGAGACAAAGCUUGUCUGAUGGGGAUGUAUAUAUCAGAUUCGAAAUUGCAAUAAACAAUAGUGGUUCUGAAUCAGAGGGCUCAACCUCAAUGUCACAACUCAGUGGUAAGAGGUAUGCUAGUGAUGGAGUUGAGGAGGGCUUGAGCUUCAGCAUUUGCAAAAAGCUGGUCCAUAGGUAG
Molecule: messenger RNA, 450 nt
Organism: Dovyalis caffra
Lineage: Eukaryota; Viridiplantae; Streptophyta; Magnoliopsida; Malpighiales; Salicaceae
Source: the annotation of a GenBank genome assembly